Molecule: messenger RNA, 558 nt
Organism: Cervus elaphus (red deer)
Lineage: Eukaryota; Metazoa; Chordata; Mammalia; Artiodactyla; Cervidae
Gene: CABP5
Product: calcium binding protein 5
Exons: 6
Coding region: 13-558 (181 amino acids)
Molecular function (GO): calcium ion binding
Source: RefSeq, a predicted model, not a curated record
GAUUGGAGCCUGAUGAGUUCCACCAUGACACCUUCCAUGCAGUUUCCCAUGGGCCCUGCCUGCAUCUUCCUAAGAAAAGGCAUCGCGGAGAAACAGCGGGAAAGACCACUGGGACCAGAUGAGAUUGAAGAGCUUCGGGAAGCAUUUCUUGAGUUUGACAAGGACCGAGAUGGGUUCAUCUCUUGUAAGGACUUGGGGAAUCUCAUGAGGACAAUGGGUUACAUGCCCACGGAGAUGGAACUGAUUGAACUGGGCCAGCAAAUCCGGAUGAACUUGGGUGGCCGUGUAGACUUUGAUGACUUUGUGGAGCUGAUGACCCCCAAAUUGCUUGCAGAAACGGCUGGGAUGAUUGGUGUCCAGGAGAUGCGAGAUGCCUUCAAGGAAUUUGAUGCCAACGGCGAUGGGGCGAUCACGCUGGGGGAGCUGCAGCAGGCCAUGCAGAGGCUCCUGGGGGACAAGCUGACGUCCCAGGAGAUCUCCGAGGUGGUCCAGGAGGCCGACGUUAAUGGAGACGGCACCGUCGACUUUGAAGAGUUUGUGAAGAUGAUGUCUCGCUGA